UCUGUUUUUCAUUUUGUUUGUAUUAUGCGAACGACCUAAUAUCUUGAUAGCCUAUCAUAUAAAUUUAAGAUAGCAUGAUAUCAUAUAUAUUCUAUUACAUCGUCUAUACCACCAUAAACAAAUAUCGGCUAACUACCAUUUAUGGCAAAGAUGUUGAGAAGACUGAUAAUUAGACUACAAUGAUCAUUCCCUAUACAAAACUCUGAUGUUGAUGAAUCGCUGCUGUCUGUGUUUGUUUUAGUCAAAUUCUCUGUUAACUAACUUCAGCAUGACUGAAUGAUUCGCGAAUAGUUUCUGAUUGAUAAACUGUUGAAUAGCUAGCUGUAAAGCUCAGUUUGUAGAGAAUUUUAAAAGUAAUCCAAUGAUAUUUUUAUUUGCCAUUACAAUUGUAAGAAACGUAAGUUUCCUAAGUUAAAAUGUGAUCUAUGAUAGAGACUCUUCCAAACCUGUUCUUUCCUGGUUUUUAGAUAGUAACUUUUUUGGGAACUGCUUGCUUGUCAAAAUGAUGCCAUCUUUUAUUCGUACCAUAGAUACGACCAGAGAAUGUUGUUCUCUUAAAACAUUGCGAAUGAAGUCGACUCUUUUCCUUCUUAUUUAGAUCUGUUAUUUAUUUUUACUAACCAGAAGGGAAAAUGACAACAAAAAAAGAGUUACAACAAAAAUUAAAAUCUACUGGCUAUGAUAUCAGUCCAUAUGCUUCAAAAGAUACUUUAGCAAUCAUUUUACGGUUACAUGUACAAGCAAUAGAGAAAGAAGUCAAUGUACCACAAUUAAACGAUAUAGAAUUACGCAAUGGUUUAAAAAUGCAUGAUAUUCCUGUUGGACCAGUGACAAGUUUUACUCGUGCUAUCUAUCAACGAAAAUUGCUUGAAGUUACUACGAAACAAACAACUGAAGGACAGGAUGAUGAUAUGGAAGUUGAUGAUCAUUCAUCACCUGUUAACACUCAAAAUCCACCGAUGCGAGACGGUAUUCGAACAAGAAGUGGAAAAUGUGCAUUUUACGAUUGUGACUAA
Didymodactylos carnosus is the source of this 1016-nucleotide messenger RNA. The record is from the annotation of a GenBank genome assembly. NCBI's taxonomy places the organism in Eukaryota, Metazoa, Rotifera, Eurotatoria, Philodinida, Philodinidae.